CGCAAAAAAAGUGUGCGGGCAGGGAGAGCUUAGCUUCAAGCUCACGACUCUGUCAGUGCCCGUGUCCCUGUGACUGUCCCUGUGAUCUGAUCUGCAGACACCAGCUCGAGUCCCCGAUCAAUUGACUCAUCCUGUGUCGGUCUGGACAUCCUGUGGCCAAAGCCAUGUCGAGAUAGCCACCCAAUUGACCCGUUCAAGCCCUCCGUCUCCUCCCCGAUCGUGCCACGCCUCCUGCCCGCCGCCGCCGCCGCCGCCAUGUUCUCUGCCGCCCUCCUACGGGCCAGGGCUCCCCGGACCCUGGCCCAGAGCCGCCCUCUCGCCGCCGCCCGGAGCUCCCUCUUCUCGACCAGCGCCCACCGCCGCGUCCAAGAGGCCGAGAGGCUCAACAGGACGUCGUCCAAGAUCACGCAGCACAAGUCGCAGGGCGCGUCGCAGGCCAUGCUGUACGCCACGGGCCUGACCAAGGAUGACAUGGCGAAGCCGCAGGUCGGCAUCUCGUCGGUCUGGUACGAGGGCAACCCGUGCAACAUGCACAUCCUCGAGCUGUCGCAGAAGAUACGCGAGUCCGUGGCCGCGGCCGGGCUGGUGCCCAUGCGCUUCAACACCAUCGGCGUGUCGGACGGCAUCAGCAUGGGCACCACGGGCAUGCGCUACUCGCUGCAGAGCCGCGAGAUCAUCGCCGACAGCAUCGAGACGGUCAUGCAGGGCCAGUGGUACGACGCAAACGUCUCCAUCCCCGGCUGCGACAAGAACAUGCCGGGCGUCCUCAUCGCCCUCGGCCGCGUCAACCGCCCCAGCCUCAUCGUCUACGGCGGCACCAUCAAGCCCGGCUGCAGCAUGAAGGGCGAGCCCAUCGACAUCGUCAGCGCCUUCCAGGCCUACGGCCAGUACCUGACGGGCGAGAUCACCGAGGAGGAGCGCUUCGACAUCAUCCGCAACGCCUGCCCCGGCGGCGGCGCCUGCGGCGGCAUGUACACGGCCAACACCCUCGCCUCCGCCAUCGAGACGCUCGGCAUGAGCCUGCCAGGGAGCAGCAGUAACCCGGCCGAGGACCAGAGCAAGGUGUCCGAGUGCGCCCAGGUCGGCGAGGCCGUCAAGAACCUGCUCCGCCUCGACCUCCGCCCUAGGGACAUCAUGACCCGCCAGGCCUUUGAGAACGCCAUGAUUGUCGUCAACGUCCUGGGCGGCAGCACCAACGCCGUGCUCCACCUGAUCGCCAUCGCCGACUCGGUCGGCAUCAAGCUAACCAUCGACGACUUCCAGGCCGUUUCGGACCGGACCCCGCUGCUGGCCGACCUCAAGCCCUCGGGCAAGUACGUCAUGGAGGACGUGUACAAGAUCGGCGGCACCCCGGCCCUGCUCAAGUUCCUCGUCAAGGAGGGUCUUAUCGACGGCUCCGGCAUGACGGUUACGGGCAAGACCAUGAAGGAGAACCUCGAGAAGCUCCCCGGCUUCCCCGAGGACCAGCCCAUCAUCCGCCCGCUCAGCAACCCGCUCAAGCCCACGGGCCACAUACAGAUCCUGUACGGCGACCUCGCCCCCGGCGGCUCCGUCGGCAAGAUCACGGGCAAGGAGGGGUUGCGGUUCCAGGGCAAGGCGCGCUGCUACGAAUACGAGGACGCCUUCAUCGAGUCGCUCGAGCGCGGCGAGAUCCGGCCGGGCGAGAAGACGGUCGUCAUCAUCCGCUACGAGGGCCCCAAGGGCGGGCCCGGCAUGCCCGAGAUGCUCAAGCCGAGCUCCGCCAUCAUGGGCGCCGGCCUCGGCAAGGACGUGGCCCUGCUGACCGACGGCCGCUUCUCGGGCGGCAGCCACGGCUUCCUCAUCGGCCACAUCGUACCCGAGGCCAUGGAGGGCGGGCCCAUCGCCCUCGUCCGCGACGGCGACACCAUCACCAUCGACGCCGAGCAGCGCGUCAUCGACACCGACGUCUCGCCCGACGAGAUGGCCAGGCGCAAGGCCGAGUGGCGCGCGCCCCCGUCCAGGGCCGACAAGGGCACCCUGAAAAAGUACGCGUCCCUCGUGAGCGACGCCAGCCACGGCUGCGUGACGGACGGUGGCGCGUGA
Messenger RNA from Gaeumannomyces tritici R3-111a-1, 2064 nucleotides. Its product is annotated as dihydroxy-acid dehydratase. Gene Ontology annotation, cellular component: mitochondrion. The record is from RefSeq and is a predicted model, not a curated record. Lineage: Eukaryota; Fungi; Ascomycota; Sordariomycetes; Magnaporthales; Magnaporthaceae. Gene Ontology annotation, molecular function: dihydroxy-acid dehydratase activity. Gene Ontology annotation, biological process: branched-chain amino acid biosynthetic process. The transcript has a single exon. The coding region runs from base 256 to 2064 and encodes 602 amino acids.